Messenger RNA from Vigna unguiculata (cowpea), 4882 nucleotides. Its product is annotated as Tetratricopeptide repeat (TPR)-like superfamily protein. Gene Ontology annotation, molecular function: protein binding. The record is from RefSeq and is a predicted model, not a curated record. NCBI's taxonomy places the organism in Eukaryota, Viridiplantae, Streptophyta, Magnoliopsida, Fabales, Fabaceae.
CACUUAGAAAAUCACGUCAAAAAAAUUGUUUCUUGAAGUUUUUUCAUCGAGGGUGGAAUUCUUAUCAUUCAAACACAAUUGUUGGUCUAUAAGCGAUUCUUACUUCCAACGCCGGCGAAGCCCCCUCCUUCUUCGAUUCCAGCGAGUGGAGGAUUGAAACCCCGCCAACGGGGUCAACGAGAACCACCACGCGUCAGCCGCUGGCCAUUCCUCUCUCGCCGCAAGCUCGCCGCCGGUGGAGCUUGUAUCUACUCGCUGCGCUGCGACGUCGGAACCCUAGGCUGCCGCGUGCUUCCUCCACCUCCAGAAACCCCUGGAACCACCCCGCUUGAGCUCGCACUCCUCACCGCAGCAUCGCAGAGCUGAUUCCCUGCUGCCACCGCCUUCAGUCAUCUUCACCGUGCAGUUCUGGGAAGGAGUCUCGUGGAAUAGGUUAUGCUGUCGGCCUGUAGAAGAAGAAUUUGCUGUCUACCCAAUUCUUGCCCUUUAUCCCACCCAAAGCCCCACAUCUAAUUUAUCUCUAAAUCCCAUAGAGUCCUUGUGGGAAUAAAAAGAGCCAACUUUUUUCGAAUUCCCUUCUCACUUUUGGCUAAUGUUGUUUAUUUACAAUUUUUCAUCUAAAAACGAGCCAGGGGGUAUUGCAAGAAAUUGAGUGAAGUGUUUUCAAACACAGUGGAAGAUAAAAGCAUUGGACAAUGCGACACAUCAAAGCUCGUCGAUUUUGCACUCUAAUAAUCGAAGCAACUCCCAGAACCCCAACCACGAAGCCAUUCCUUCCCAUAACUCACCGAACGCUUCCCGAACCUCAUGGCCAAGAUCUGGAUUUCAUCACCGUCGCUCAUAGUCACGUCAUCAACUCCAAUUGGGAAAAGCUACGACCUUUGUGCCCUGUUCUCACACCCUUCCGUCUCAAACACCUCUUCCUCAAGCUCCAAAAUGACCACGUAUUGUCCCUCAAACUCUCCCAAUGGCUUCUCCAACACCACCCAUCCACGCAUACCCUCGAAACCCUCUCGUUCCUCCUCCACACUCUGGCCACACAUCGCCAAUUCAAAACCAUCCAAACCAUCCUCACAAAAAUCCUCUCUUCACACUCUCCUCACACCCUCUUCCACUCCCUCUUACACUCCUAUCCUAUCUGCAAUGCUUCCCCUCUCGUCUUCGAUGCCCUCUUCAAAACCUUUGCCCACGCCAGUAAAUUUCGCAACGCCACCCUCACUUAUACCCUAAUGAAGCAAUACGGCUUCUCUCUCACUGUUGAAUCCUGUAACGCCUUUUUAAGUUCUCUGCUUCGCCUUGGCAGAGCAGAUAUUGCUCUGUCAUUUUACCGGGAGAUGUGUCGCACUUAUGUUUUGCCUAAUGUUUACACUCUUAACAUGGUUAUUCGCGCUCAUUGCAUGCUUGGGGAAGUGCAGAAGGGCUUUGAGAUUUUCCAGAAGAUGGGGGACAUGGGCUUGAGUCCUAAUGUUGUGUCUUUCAAUACUUUGAUUUCGGCGUAUUGUAGGAAGGGGUUGUUUGGCUUGGCAUUCAAGGUUAAAUCUUUGAUGGGGGAUCAUGGAGUGCAAGCUAAUGUGGUUACUUUUAACACUCUGAUUAAUGGGUUUUGUAAGGAGAGGAAGUUGCAUGAGGCGAAUAGGGUUUUCAAUGAGAUGAAGGUUGCUAAUGUGGCUCCCAAUGUUGUGACUUAUAAUAUUUUGUUGCAUGGGUAUGGUCAGGUUGGAGACAGUGAAAUGAGUGGGAGGGUUUACGAGGAGAUGGUGAGGAGUGGGGUUAAGGCUGAUAUAUUAACUUAUAAUGCAUUGAUUUUGGGGCUGUGUAAAGAUGGGAAGACAAAGAAGGCGGCAGGGUUUGUAAAGGAGCUUGAUAAAGAGAACAUGGUUCCCAAUGCGAGUACUUUCUCUGCUCUUAUUACUGGGCAGUGUGUGAGGAAUAAUUCUGAGCGUGCCUUUCUUAUAUAUAGGAGCAUGGUGAGGAGUGGCUGUAAUCCAAAUGAACAUACUUUUCAGAUACUGAUAUCUGCUUUUUGCAAAAAUGAGGACUUUGAUGGGGCUGUUCAAGUUUUGAGGGACAUGCUGGGUAGAUUGAUGAAGCCAGAUUCCAACACAUUAUCUGAGCUGUAUCAUGGACUUAACAAGUGUGGGAAAAACCAGUUGGCAUUGGCUUUGUGUAGCGAGAUGGAAGCAAGGCGGCUAUUGCCGGAUGGGUUUGACAAAGAAAAAUUAUUCAUCGUCCAUCCUGAAAAUGAAAAUGAGACAAGUAGCUGAAUAUUCUCCAUUAGGGGUAAUUUUGUUCCAAACACUUCAAAUACUAGAUGUGGACCAUAUAUGUCUCUUCUACGGGAGAUACGAAUAUUAGUUUGUUACAUUGUGGUAGACAUGUCCCUUGUAUUAGAUCAAGAACAUCAAAAGCGCUUAUGGGGUGGAAAGAAAUUGACAAGGAGAUCCAUGUGGCCUAGUAGCAUACAUUUGAGCUGGUCUAUCUUGUGGCUUUGAUGAUGAUAACACUCCAAGAAUCACAUCCUUGUAAGUUUAGAGAUCAUAAAAAAAUCAUACAUAGAUUCAUUAACUCAAACCCUUAACUAACAAAAAUAUAUUUGGAAAAGAACCAAGAAUUUGUCUUCAAGUGGACUUACCGGGCUGAUAUCAUCUUUCAUCUCCGAGCACACUUUGUUACGCUACUUGGAUUUAUCAAACAAUAGUUCAAGCGGGCCAGUACCUGAUUUUCUGACACAACUGCAAUCACUUGAAGUCUUGUAAGUUAAAGGGGUUUCAUAUUUGUGCUGUUUUUGCAUAAACUUUGGUUGCAGAAACUUUGGUAAUAACAACCUUACUGGUUCAGUUCCGAGCGGAAUUAUUGAUAGAUCAAAGGAAGGUUCACUAUCUUUGAGGUAAGUCUCAAUCUUGUGCUUAAAAUCCUUGAACCAUAUGAUUAUAAUUUAAUUUCUUAACACACCAUUGGAUUGUUAUACUCGAGAAUUCGAAAGUAGCAACCGGAAGAUUUAAUUAAAGAAUUCUAGACUCAAUACAGAAUUUAAAGUAUAUAUAUAUAUAUAUAUAUAUAUAUAUAUAUAUAUAUAUAUAUAUAUAUAUCAACAUUUUUUCAAAUGAACUACGUAUCCUGUUUCUAUUGAGAAUAUGUAUGAGUAAGGUCAAUAAUGUUGGGGGUCAAUCAUUUUCAAACGAGGUGGAUUGUUAUUCCAUUCGAGAGGCACUUGACUCGUAUUGUCUCUCUUCCCACCUUGCAUCGCAAGUUCAGCUUCCUCGUCCUUGGCACCAAUUUCUUAUUAACAUAUUGAUGUUCCUUGACCACCGUGUCAAUUUGAGGGGAUGUUAGGCAAUGGGUUCGCUGGACCAUUAUUAUUAUUUUCCUUAAAAGCUACUUCUCCAAUAUAUUCAUAUUUAUAAUAAUUGAAUAUAUUUAGGAUUUCUAAUUUAGGUUGUAAAAAUUAGGAACUAUGAUUAAUUAUCAUUAAUAGUGCUAAAUGCUAUGUAUUAUUUAAGAAGAUGAAUAGAGAAAAGAAAGAGGAAACGAGAGAAAAGCCAUAUUUCUGACAUCAACAUCUCUCAAUUCUCGUAUGUAAAACUCUAGUUCCCUUCUCCUUUCUUUUUUUCAGUACUCUUUUAGGUUUCGUGGAUUGUAAUAAUUGAUUAAUAAUAGUUCAGUCAAAUCUUCAGGAUAAUGACGGGGACUUCACCUGUUUGUUAUUUGCAAGCAGAAGAGAGAUAGCCCCGACAAAGUUAUGCCUAUGUUCGCCUAUUAUGUCCUCGAUGGUUUCAUUUACCAUGCUCCGCAACUCUAACGAUUUUGCUGCCACAAUUCUGAGUUCUUGCUCUGUGUGUUACGUGUUUUCUAUUAUUUUUAUCUUAGGGAGAAUUCUCUCUGUGAAUAACUUGCUUGCAUGACAUUAAAAAGGAAUGGACGUCUGUGAUCCUAUGGUAUUUAUCAAUAGAAACAUCAGAGAACUUUUAUUAUCUUGUGGGGGUUUAAAACCUUUCUUUUCCUUUUUGUGCAGGAUAUUUAAUGAAGGGUUAUCUUGGGUCAUGUUAUUAUUUAAAAAAAAAAAUAUUUAUCUACGGUUUAGUAAUUACCUUUUGUGUUAUGAUUUCUCUUUAAGGGUGUUUUAUGCUAUUUAGACUUUUUUGCGUAAUUGGUGAUUUCUUUUUUCUGAGAAUAUCUGAACAUGAACCAAAGGAGCUCUCCACCUAGAGGAGUAUUUUAGGUUUGUUUGAUGGGGAUUAACUUGCCAAGAGCAGUAAAAUUCGUGGUUAUUUUGUUAAUCAAGGAGUACUCUGACAAGAGGAGUACUCGUGGUUGGCCAUCGUAUAUCAUUGUGAAAAUUAGAGAAAGUUCUUUUCAAUCCUGAAACAUAACAUUUUGUAUUUUGCUCGAAGCUGUAUUAGUUGUAUUAUCUGCUUUUAGUGUUCAGGUUCGGUGUUUUGAACAGGCAACACUACAGUUUUAUACUUUUAAGGCCUUAUUCUUCAAUUUUAGUGCAGUUUACUAGUUUUUCUUUUAGUCAAUUUUUAUUAUUAUGGGAGAGAUUUGGUGCCCAAUACUGGUUGUGUCACUGGUCUUGCAGGGAAGGGGCCUUUGUUACAUCUAAUCUAAUAGGCAUUUACUACAGCUGCCUCCAAGUUGGAGAAGAUUGGAUAUGACACUGUGGCAGCGGGUGAAAAGCGAAGGGAGAAAAUGUUCGUCUAUCCUGCAGACAUGUGUGGAAUGUAUAUUGAACAUGAUAAAAAUUAGUGAGAGAGAAUUGGUUCAUAAAAUUCAAUUCACAUAUAUGUAAACUUUAGAUUGAAAUACUGGUGACCAAUGACAUAUUAAUUAGUGACAUGCCCAAUACCUUUUGAAUAGUAGUAUAACUACUGCUCUAUUUUAA